AUGGCGCAUACUCAGGAACCAGACGCCAACGCCACGUCUUCCGAACAGCACAAAUUAUACUUUGGCUACGGCUCAAACCUGAGCACGACCCAGAUGAAAACCCGCUGCCCCGCCUCGACGCCCGUCGGCCUCGCCUUCCUCGGCACUGGAUGGGAGUGGCUCAUCAACGAGCGCGGCUACGCCAACGUUGUCUACCGCCGGUCAGAGAACAAGGAUGCCACUGGCACGAGCACGAGCACGAGCACGGCCACGGGACCCGGCGUCUACGGCGUGCUCUACCGCCUGCCGCCCGCUGACGAAGAGCUGCUGGAUGGGUACGAGGGCGUGCCGAUCGCGUAUGAAAAGGUGACGCUGCCCGUUCUCGUCUUCGCGCCUGGGGAGCAGCAGGGGCCGGGCGAAGGGCGCGAAGCGGAGGCGCUGGUGUACGUGGAUUAUCACUGUGCUGGCAAGGGGGAGCCGUUGGAUGAGUAUGUGGGGAGGAUGAAUCGCGGGAUCAGGGAGGCGACCGAGGCGUUUGGGUUGCCGGGUUGCUGGUCCUUGGGGUCGUGGUCGAUCAAAAUCAACGCCGUCUGGAGCAAUGUCGGUCUAGUCAUAGCAAUCACCUCCUGA
Molecule: messenger RNA, 609 nt
Organism: Verticillium dahliae VdLs.17
Lineage: Eukaryota; Fungi; Ascomycota; Sordariomycetes; Glomerellales; Plectosphaerellaceae
Exons: 2
Coding region: 1-609 (202 amino acids)
Molecular function (GO): gamma-glutamylcyclotransferase activity
Source: RefSeq, a predicted model, not a curated record